UUCUAGCGGUCUGGGUUCUCACAGAAUGAAAGCGCUUCCGCCCCGCCUCCAGCCAACCGGCAGAGCACCGAAGGUUCCCAGAGCCGGCCCAGUCCUCUCUCCGGGGCGCUUCCCCAGCUGACGCAGCCCACGGGAAGGGGUGGGGCACGCGCGGCCUCGCACGUGCGGCUCCUCGGGCGGCAGGGCUGCGAGCGGCUGCGCGGUCUUUCCCUUUGCAGACAGUUCCUCUCCCCUCCGGUAUACUAACGGUGUUUCCUGGCUCGGGCCGGCAGGCGCUCGCGGAGGGUCCCACUCCAAGCCGGACGAGCAACUGCGUGAUCCCCUCUGGAAGGGCACCGAGGAAGCGGCGGCCCCAAGUCCCGAAGGGAACCGCGGAGACAUUCCAAGAGGUACGAAGUUUUGUGCUGCUUCUGAAGAAACCAAGCCCAUGAUUAUGAGGAUGUUUUGAAGCGAACCUUCAGCAUUCAUGCCAUGUCUUCUAGAAGAGCGUUCUUGAUGCCAUGGCGAUUCUCUUCCUUAAAGCAUUUCUCUUGGUGUCAGUAAUCUGCUUCGUUGGACUGCUCUGCCAUCACCAUCCGGGCAUCUCUUUGCGUGGGGGGAAAAACCUCUCCGAAAAGCCAAAUUUCAUAAUAAUUUUAGCAGACGAUAUUGGAUGGGGAGACCUUGGUGCCAACUGGGGCAAACGAAAGGACACGCCUAACUUGGAUAAGAUGGCAAUGGAAGGAAUGAGAUUUGUGGACUUCCAUUCUGCUGCGUCCACCUGCUCCCCAUCUCGUGCCUCUCUGCUUACAGGACGUCUCGGCCUGCGCAAUGGGGUGACCCAUAAUUUUGCUGUGACAUCUGUGGGUGGUCUCCCGUUGAAUGAGACGACGUUAGCUGACGUUCUAAAGGGAGCUGGCUACCUCACUGCUGCGAUAGGCAAAUGGCACUUAGGACACAACGGACUCCAUCAUCCCAAUUUUCGUGGUUUCGAUUAUUACUUUGGGAUACCCUAUAGCCAUGAUAUGGGCUGUACAGACACGCCAGGCUAUAACCUGCCUCCCUGCCCGGCUUGCCCUCAGCACUCUACCCCUGCCAGCAACCACCUGAGCGAAUGCUAUCCUGAAAUUGCACUCCCGCUUUUUGAAAACCACACUAUCAUCCAGCAGCCCGUGAACCUAACUAGCCUGUCUGCAGAGUAUGCAGAGAAAGCAAUUCAGUUUAUCAGCUACGCAAGCCAGAGUGGCCGCCCAUUCUUCUUGUAUUUGGCUCUGGCUCAUAUGCACGUGCCUUUGGUAAUGACAGACCCACCAUGCAAUCAUCCAUACGGAGCCAACCUGAGAGAGAUGGAUGCCCUGGUGGGACAAAUAAAGGCAAAAGUUGAUAGCACUGCGAGGGAAAACACAUUCCUCUGGUUCACAGGAGACAAUGGCCCCUGGUCUGAGAAGUGCGAGUUCGCUGGAAGUGUUGGUCCAUACACGGGGAUGUGGCAGAGGAAAAGAGAUGGCAGCUCAGCAAAGCAAACGACUUGGGAAGGGGGACACCGCGUUCCCACAAUAGCCUAUUGGGUGGGGAAGAUCCCAGCAAAUGUGACAAGUCAUGCAGUGCUGAGCACUUUAGAUAUAUUCCCUACUGUGGUAUCCCUUGCAAAUGCAAGCCUCCCUCCGAACAGACGAUUUGAUGGUAUGGAUAUGUCUGAAGUCCUUUUGGGGCAGUCGAACAAAGGACACAAGACAUUAUUUCAUCCCAACAGUGGAGCAGCGGGAAAAUAUGGGCACCUGCAAACUCUUCGGUUAAAUCAGUACAAGGCAUUUUACAUCACAGGUGGAGCAAAGGCCUGUGACGGCAGCAUUGGACAGGAGGAACGUCACCACCCGCCCCUCGUUUUUAACUUACAGCAGGAUAUUCAGGAAGAGACGCCCUUGGACAGCAAGGCUGCUGAAUACCAUGCGGUCUUGCCCAUGAUAAACCAGGCUCUGCAGGGUAUUCUUCAAGACAUCGCCACGGACAAUGUCUCUAUAGCAGAUUACUCUCAUGAUCCAGCAGUGAUCCCCUGCUGCAACCCGCUGCACUUGGUCUGCCGCUGUCAAUCAACUUACUGGAGCUCGGGCUUCAGAAAAUGUGGAAGGCUGCUAGACUGAUCCAGUACUGAACUGGGGACUGGUUCCUCCUUUUUAAAAGUUUUUACAGUGACUCAACGUCUUAGGACAUGGUUCCUUGAAAUAUUUUAAUUCUUGCUUUGUGUCUUUCAAAUUUAGAUAUUUCGUUUCAACAUGGGAGCGUAUAAAAGCUGGAUGGGGUUGAA
Messenger RNA from Eublepharis macularius, 2284 nucleotides. RefSeq names its product arylsulfatase G (gene ARSG). Lineage: Eukaryota; Metazoa; Chordata; Lepidosauria; Squamata; Eublepharidae. Gene Ontology annotation, molecular function: arylsulfatase activity. The record is from RefSeq and is a predicted model, not a curated record. Bases 501 to 2120 code for a protein of 539 amino acids. The transcript has 12 exons.